This is a messenger RNA of Odontomachus brunneus, 956 nucleotides long. RefSeq lists its product as uncharacterized. The transcript is spliced from 2 exons. The coding region runs from base 112 to 861 and encodes 249 amino acids. NCBI's taxonomy places the organism in Eukaryota, Metazoa, Arthropoda, Insecta, Hymenoptera, Formicidae. The record is from RefSeq and is a predicted model, not a curated record.
CCGCGAUUGUCCUCAUUCAUUAUACUCAAGCGGGUGUACUUGAAGCGACAGUCUACUUCUUUUUUUCCUUAUCUUCGUCCUCCGGCGGAUACACACCCCUGCGCCAACGUCAUGAAGUUCCUCGUCCUUUCGUGCACCCUGCUCGCGCUGGCCGUCGCGCAACCGGCCAAACAUGAGAACUGGAAGAGCGCCAUGGACGAGAUGGUCGAUCACAGCAGGUCAGAGUGCUCGCAGAAGAACGACGAGGUCGCGUGCAUGAAGUUCAAGAUGUUCAAUCUGCUUGAUCAGAUCUUUAGCAAGGAUAACUUCAAGGUGUCCGAGUCAGUGGAAGUUACGCGCAACUCGCACCCCGUCGAGGAGGUGUCCGCCCGCAGCGAAAUCUCCUUCCUCGACACUGUGCAGAACUACUUGUCCUCUCAUGACGUGACCUUUAAGCUGCCGCUGGACUCCGCCGUGAAGGUGAGCUCGCGCAAUAUCGAGGACGAUCAGCUCACCUUCGACGUCAAGUUCGGCCAGGGCCGCGCCGUCGACGAGGCCCGCAGGUCCAAGCUGAAGAAGGUCGUCAUCCCCAUUCUCGUAUUCGUCCUGCUGAAGGCGAUGACCUUGAUCCCCCUGGCUAUAGGUGUACUGGGCUUGAAGGCCUGGAACGCCCUGCAGCUCUCGUUCUUCAGCUUCAUCGUGUCGGUCGGCAUGGCCAUCUUCCAGCUGUGCAAGAAGAUCGCCGCCGACAGUCACGGCGCGCCGAUCGCCCAUGGACCUUGGGAGUACCAGGCUCAAUACAGGUCCUUCCAGGAUCAGAAUCAGCUGUCGUCGUCGCAGCUCGCGCACAAUCUCGCGUAUUCCGCUCACGCGCAAUCCUGAACGUCGCUGCCGUCCUGUCGUCGGCGCUUUUGUAAAAUACUUAGCUCUCUCUUCCUACUUGUACUGUUUAUUUAAUAAAUUAUUAUUGCAAGUCA